Messenger RNA from Nakaseomyces glabratus, 1152 nucleotides. RefSeq names its product alpha-1,6-mannosyltransferase (gene MNN10). NCBI's taxonomy places the organism in Eukaryota, Fungi, Ascomycota, Saccharomycetes, Saccharomycetales, Saccharomycetaceae. The record is from RefSeq and is a predicted model, not a curated record. Gene Ontology annotation, biological process: protein N-linked glycosylation. Gene Ontology annotation, molecular function: glycosyltransferase activity. Gene Ontology annotation, cellular component: Golgi membrane.
AUGUCAAGGAGGGCCUCGCCUGUGCCACUAGAUGAGAAGCUAGGGUAUGAUGAAACAGAUGAUGAGGUAUACGAUAAGCGGUGGAAGAAUGUGCGGGUUCAGCAGCAUAGAUUGAUGGAUUUGUUCAGUCAGUUCAAGAACUACUUGCUUUUGAUAGGUAUAGUACUGUUCUUGUGGAACUGGGUGGACAACAGCGCAGGGGGUGAGACUGUUCGCUCGAUCCGCUCUAAUACACAACUGUAUCCAGCAGAUUAUGUGAAUAAUGAAUAUGGUAUGGGUGAUAUUGCCACCACUACGGGUAUUAGAUCGUGGUGGAGAGGGAAGCCAAAAGUUGUUAUUGUCUUGGCCGCCAAUGAAGGUGGUGGUGUUUUGAAGUGGAAGAACGAGCAAGAGUGGGCCAUUGAGAAAGUAUCCAUUGCCAACAAACUAGAGUAUGCACGUAGACAUGGUUACGGUCUUAUACUAAAGGAUAUGACCACUGCUAAGAGAUAUUCUCAUGAAUACAGAGAAGGCUGGCAAAAGGCCGAUAUCCUUAUGGAGGUCAUGGACGAGUUCCCAGAAGCAGAAUGGUACUGGUGGUUAGAUCUUGAUACUCUAAUUAUGGAACCAAGCAAAUCACUAGAGGAUCAUAUUUUCAAGAGAAUAAACUCUUACACUUAUAGAAAGUUGGACGUGUUCAAUCCAUUGCAAAUGCAGGAUGACAUUCCAUAUGUAGACUAUUCCCAGCAGAUGGAUCUUCUAGUCACACAGGAUUGUGGUGGUUUCAACUUGGGGUCUUUCUUACUAAGAAAUAGUGAAUGGUCUAAAGCUCUAUUAGACCUGUGGUGGGAUCCGAUCUGUUAUGAACAAAAGCAUAUGAUCUGGGAGCACAGAGAACAGGAUGCCCUCGAAACUCUAUAUGCAAACCAGCCAUGGAUUAGAUCAAAAGUAGGUUUUCUACCAUUGAGAGCCAUUAAUGCAUUCCCACCAGGUGCAUGUUCUGAAUACAGCGAUGAUCCACAAUAUUUCUACGAGCCAAAUGCCAGAGAUUUUGUGGUUAAUAUGGCGGGUUGUCAAUUUGGUCGUGACUGUUGGGGAGAAAUGAAGUACUACCAUAACUUGAAGCAAAAAUUGAACAGAUCAUGGCUAAGGAAGCUAUUCUUCUUUAUUUAG